This is a messenger RNA of Lampris incognitus (smalleye Pacific opah), 6027 nucleotides long. RefSeq names its product sarcoplasmic/endoplasmic reticulum calcium ATPase 2. The record is from RefSeq and is a predicted model, not a curated record. Gene Ontology annotation, molecular function: P-type calcium transporter activity; ATP hydrolysis activity; ATP binding. The coding region runs from base 395 to 3592 and encodes 1065 amino acids. Gene Ontology annotation, biological process: intracellular calcium ion homeostasis; calcium ion transmembrane transport. Gene Ontology annotation, cellular component: membrane. NCBI's taxonomy places the organism in Eukaryota, Metazoa, Chordata, Actinopteri, Lampriformes, Lampridae. The transcript is spliced from 24 exons.
CCCCCCUUCUUCUUCUUCUCAUGGUGCAGGAGUGCGCCAAACCGACGCGGACAGACCAAACGAAACGGGGCAUAAAGGAGACACAACUAGCCUUCAUUUAAAACGGAAGACACUUUCUUCUUUUCCCUGCCAACAAACCAGACGUCGUUUUCUGUGUCGCGUAGAUUUCCACUCAUGAGCCGCUUCCUAUAGAGAGCCCGUCGGGGGGGAAAUAAAGGGGAGGGGGGGUUGUUCCCAAGUUUUCUCCUGCCGCUUUCCUUAACGUUAAACCAGCCGCUUCAGCCACCCCGGACACAUGGUGCUUUGUGCCGCCGCGAUAUUCUACCCCUUCGCAAAGCUGCAGCGUUAGCCGGCGGACGGACACAACGGGGGGAUACGCGGACACCGCAGCGGAAUGGAUAAUGCCCAUACAAAAACGGUGGAGGAGGUUCUGGGGUAUUUCUCUGUCAACGAGUCCACAGGCCUGAGCUGUGAACAGCUGAGAAGGAGUCGAGAGAGAUGGGGGCCCAACGAGUUGCCAGCUGAAGAAGGCAAAUCUCUUUGGGAGCUGGUACUGGAACAGUUUGAGGAUCUUCUAGUUCGAAUCUUGCUGCUGGCAGCCUGCAUCUCCUUUACCCUGGCAUGGUUCGAAGAAGGACAAGGGACAAUUACAGCCUUUGUUGAACCGUUUGUGAUCCUCCUCAUCCUCAUUGCCAAUGCCAUUGUUGGAGUGUGGCAGGAGCGUAACGCAGAAAACGCCAUUGAGGCUCUGAAGGAGUAUGAGCCGGAAAUGGGGAAGGUCUACCGACAGGACAAGAAGAGCGUCCAGAGAGUCAGAGCCCGAGACAUUGUGCCUGGAGACAUUGUGGAAGUGGCCGUUGGCGAUAAGGUACCUGCUGACAUCAGGCUGACAUCGAUUCGCUCCACCACUCUGAGGGUGGACCAGUCCAUUCUGACGGGGGAGUCUGUCUCGGUACUCAAACACACGGAUCCUGUACCGGACCCCCGCGCCGUGAACCAGGACAAGAAGAACAUGCUUUUCUCUGGCACCAACAUUGCCGCAGGGCGCGCCAUCGGGGUUGUUGUUGCGACAGGGGUGCAGACGGAAAUCGGGAAGAUCCGAGAUGAGAUGGCCGCCACUGAUCCUGAGCGGACGCCAUUGCAGCAGAAACUGGACCAGUUUGGAGAACAACUCUCAAAGGUGAUCAGUGUGAUAUGUGUGGCAGUGUGGGCGAUCAACGUGGGUCAUUUCAACGACCCCGUACACGGUGGCAGCUGGCUCAGAGGGGCUGUCUACUACUUCAAAAUAGCUGUGGCACUGGCUGUAGCCGCCAUACCGGAAGGACUGCCAGCGGUCAUCACGACCUGCCUAGCCCUCGGGACCAGGCGAAUGGCCAGGAAAAACGCCAUCGUUCGCAGCCUGCCGUCGGUGGAGACGCUGGGCUGCACGUCCGUUAUCUGCUCCGACAAGACGGGGACGCUCACCACCAACCAGAUGUCUGUCUGCAGGAUGUUUGUUGUGGACAGUGUGUCGGGGGACCGCUGCAGCCUGAGUGAAUUCACUGUGACCGGAUCGACUUACGCCCCAGAAGGGGAAGUUUGUAAGGAUGGAGUGGUGGUGAGGUGUAGUCAGUACGAGGGCUUGGUGGAGAUGGCCUCCAUCUGUGCCUUGUGCAACGACUCCUCUCUGGACUACAAUGAGUCAAAAGGUGCUUAUGAGAAGGUCGGGGAGGCAACAGAAACAGCUCUGUGUUGUCUGGUGGAGAAAAUGAACGUGUUCGACACUGACCUGACAGGACUUAGCCCUGCUGAGAGAGCCACGUCAUGUUGUUCUGUGAUCAAACAGCUGAUGAGAAAAGAACUGACGCUGGAGUUCUCCAGAGACAGGAAGUCCAUGUCUGUCUUCUGUUCACCCAAUAAAAUGUCAAGGUCUUCUACCGGGGCCAAGAUGUUUGUCAAGGGAGCUCCAGAGAGCGUGUUGGAGCGUUGUAAAUACAUCAGAGUCAGUGGUUCAGCGCGUAUCCCGCUCAGCACGCCGGUGCGAGAGCAACUCCUCGCCUCCGUGCGGGAGUGGGGCUCCGGCCAUGACACGCUACGCUGCCUCGCCAUGGCUACCAGAGACACGCCACCUGACCCCCGCUGUCUCAACCUGGAGAACACCGCUGCCUUCGCAGACUAUGAGUCGGACCUGACCUUUGUGGGCUGUGUCGGGAUGCUGGACCCCCCCAGGAAAGAGGUUCUCGGUGCGGUCCGAAUGUGUCGGCAGGCUGGCAUCAGGGUCAUCAUGAUCACUGGUGACAACAAGGGCACGGCCCUCUCUAUUUGUCGACGCGUGGGCAUCAUUACGGAGCAGGAGGAGGAGGAGGGCGGUGCAGCGGGUGCGGGGACCCCGUUCGGUGGUGGGCUGACCGGGCGCGAGUUCGACGAGCUGCCCCCACAUCUCCAGCGGCAGGCCUGCCGCACGGCGCACUGCUUCGCUCGUGUGGAGCCGGCGCACAAGAGCCGCAUCGUGGAGUACCUGCAGAGUCUGAGUGACAUCACCGCCAUGACCGGUGACGGGGUGAACGACGCGCCGGCGCUGAAGAAGGCGGAGAUAGGCAUUGCGAUGGGCAGCGGCACGGCUGUGGCCAAGUCGGCCUCCGAGAUGAUCCUGGCCGAUGACAACUUCUCCACCAUCGUGGCCGCCGUGGAGGAGGGCAGAGCCAUUUACAAUAACAUGAAGCAGUUUAUCAGAUAUCUGAUCUCGUCCAACAUCGGAGAAGUGGUCUGCAUUUUCCUGACGGCGGCGCUGGGGAUGCCCGAAGCAUUGAUCCCUGUUCAGUUGCUUUGGGUCAAUCUGGUUACCGACGGUUUUCCUGCAACUGCGCUGGGCUUCAACCCCCCGGACCUCGACAUCAUGUCCCGCCCCCCGCGCUCCCCCAAAGAGCCACUCAUUUCCGGUUGGCUGUUCUGUCGCUACCUGAUCAUCGGAUGUUAUGUGGGAGCAGCCACGGUCGGAGCUGCAGCCUGGUGGUUUUUGGCUGCUCAUGAUGGACCUAAACUUUCCUUCUACCAGCUGUCCCAUUACCUGCAAUGCAGCGAGGGCCACAGUGAGUUUUCAGGAGUUCAGUGUUCGGUCUUUGAGUCCCCGUACCCCAUGACCAUGGCCCUGUCUGUCCUGGUCACCAUCGAGAUGUGCAACGCUCUCAACAGUCUGUCUGAGAACCAGUCCCUCCUGAAGAUGCCCCCCUGGUCUAACCCGUGGCUGGUGGGAGCCAUCUGCCUGUCUAUGGCUUUGCACUUCCUUAUUCUAUAUGUAGACCCUCUGCCUGUGAUCUUCCAGAUCCGUCCUCUGACUUGGCCCCAGUGGGUGGUGGUGUUAAAGCUGUCACUUCCAGUCAUCUUGAUGGAUGAGGCCCUCAAGUUCCUCGCCCGCAAUUACAUCGAACCGGGAAACCAGCUCCAGGAGGACGAGGAACGGCUGGCGGCCGGCGGGGGCCUGGUGAGCGCCGUGAGUGUCCGGGUGAGCCAAGCGUUCAGGGGCGUCUCCUGGUCCUUUGUGUUGAUCUCCACCCCGCUUUUGGUCUGGAUCUUCAGCCUGGACUCAGACAUCACCAACAUCUUCUGGGAGUGAUGAGAGGAAAGAGAGGGACAGAACAGGGAGGUGGCAGGAAAGAAUUGGGAAAGGUAGGAGAAUAGAGUUAAAGUGAUAUUGUCAAUCCAACAUUUUUCUAGGAGUGGUAAAGGAGAGAGAGGAGGAGCUUUAUUUUCAAUGGAGGGAAAGCGGGCGAGGCGGGGGGAAAAAAGGAGCAAAGCUUAGGGUAGAAAGUUAAUUUUAACACCAUGAAGGAGGUUGCCUUUGGAGCAGAGGAAAGAAGAAAAUACAAACAACUACUUGACGGUAUUAAAGGAGACAGUAGCUGUAAAAAUGUCGUGGAGUUUGUUAAGAAAUAAAAAGUUUGGAGGGAGAGAGAAAAGAUCUAGCCGGUAACUGACAACCAGAUGAAGAACAACUGGUGAGAAAUAAUGUAAGAUGGGUGGAGAAAGCAAAUGAGCGGCUAAGGCAGAGAUACAAAAAAAAAAAGAAAAGGUUGUGAGUCCAGCAUCAUAUAAACACACAGACACACACACAUACACACACCCCCACCAGCUUCACCAUCAGUCAGUAACACACGUGGAUCUGUGCUACACGGUAGUCGACACAACAGCAUCAGGACAGGAUGAAGAAGGUCACAUGACUCUACUGAGCAGUCACAAUGCAUUAAACGAUGCAAUGCAAAAAAUGCAAAAACACAAACAAACUAAGCAACAUCAUAUGCACUCUCAGCGGAUUUCCUUUCGGACGCUUCACGUACAACUAAAUUUAAGCAUUUAAGUAAAGACGGCCGGUGGACGACUGCGUGUCGGUGCCCAUCGCAUACUUGACAUGUGCUGGGGGGGGUGGAUGUUCAGUCCGUGGCCAUCUUGUGACUGUCCUCUCCUGCAAGAUGUCGACCGGCUUCUGCUCACGUCAGGUUUACAUAAACUCGCGUCGGCCGUCCCGGAUGUCCCUGGGGGUUUAUAAUACUGAUGCUGGAUUGAAACCUUUCGUCAAAAACCCGAGUGAGAGAGCUCCUUUUAAAUAUUUGGAUAAGGGGGGUAAAACAAAUCCAUCAUCUGAGAGGCGGUCAGUUUGAAGUUGUGGGUAUGCGUAGAGAGGGAUUGUUUAUUUUCAGGUAAUGUGUAACGUUAACACUCCUAACGGUUAGACUUGACUCCCUACAUGUAAGACAAAGUAGCUUUCCAAGUAGUGCGACUAUAUUUAAAUGGUUUUUUUUUUAUUUGAAGGCUUCUGUAAAGCCCUAUGUUAUUUUCUCUGCACUAUCGUUGCAAUACUGAAGUUAUGCGGGGUGGACGUCUUGUUUGUUAUUAAUUUUUAUAUAUUUUUUUUUAAGUCGAUCUUCCCCGAGACCGCCCCCCGCGCUGGUGAAACAGAAAUAAGCCUAGAAGCUCGUGGUCGACCCGUUUCUGACGAAAACGGAGCAACGGCGAGUGUUUUGAGGGGGAAAUGUGUUUAUUUGUACAUUUCCUGCCCGUUAAAGGCGCGUCGUUUCUUCAUCGUACGCGUGCUUGUGCAGAAGGGGAGUCGUUGACGUGUGCAAUAAGAGACACUUCUGCUGCCCGUUUUCUGUAACCAGCCAUGACACACACUGCAUGAACUCCCUCCCCACACUUCCCCCCCUGGUUUUAUGUGUAGAAGUAUUAAUAAAGGUCACACGGCGGUGUGCGAAAACCCGUUAUUUUUUUUUUUUUCUUGCCAAAAAAACGUUCUCCGUUCUCCUUAACACCAUUCGCCCGUGAUGGACUUAAAAAAAGACGCCCGUGUAGGAAACCCCAAGUGUGUUGUUGUUGUUUUUAUACAUCUUUUUAAACGAUUACAGUCGUCACCAGACAGGUGAAAAGCUACGUUGUGUGACUGUAAUGUGGUACUUCAUUGUGACGAUGGUAGAAUCGCUCGCGUCCCUAACGAGUCGAUGUCCAGAUGAGGCGGUUCUGCUACUGGACACGGCACGGCCCCCUUUUCUUUCCCUUCACACAUCCCAUGUCUCCCGUGUCGCAGCUGGAAAGGUGGAGGGAAAAGAAAAACUAUGGCAAGAAGGGGUUGGCUGCUGGUUCGAUUCCCGUUCAGCACAGGCGAAACACCAAAGAGCCGGGGAGAUGCAGCAGUCAGGCGACAGAUCCCAACAGAUGACGCCGGUUCUUUCUUUUUUACGUCACGCCCGGCCGCAGUUAAUCUCCGCCAAUGCAAUACAUCGUUUACGCUCUGUCUCGUUUAAAGAUCUUGUUAAAUAUUAUUGUUUACAUCCGUUUUAUUAUUUACACCCAUGCCACCGUGUAAGGGCACUGAACAGACAAUUCAUGCAUUUGGGAAGGAAGUGAAGACUAGACUGGAAAGGGGAAGGAAGGGCAGAGGGAUGGCUCACUGGGAUGGCAAGAUGAAAAAGAAAGAAAGGGAUUUUUUUUUUUUACCUCUUUGCAGGCUGUCAUUGUUAAAUAAAAAAAUAAAAUAAACCAAAUAAGAAAAUAAAA